ACGGCCCCUGGGCCCCAGGUUCUUAGACCCCGGAUACUUUUCGUAUGCACGUUUAAAAUAAGAUUAAAAAAACCCCGCCCAGAGAAGCCUCACUAAUUACAGGAUAUAAUGCUCAGACCACGACAUUCGUUUUGCAGGGGAUGUCUCAGGCCCAGCAGGUGCCCGUCAUAGCAUACGGGGCCAUUGUCCGAAACGUCGCCUAUGUGUGGGGUUUUUGUUCUUUGUUUUGUGCCUGUGCACCAAUGCCAGCAGAAGCGCAUCGACACCCGAUCGUGUGAAUUAAUCUUGGACAUCCGGUGUAAGUUGCGCCGUUGUAGGCACCCCCCCCCCCUUGAUUGAGCAAAUGGAAUAGCCCGCGUCGAUCGACUCGCUCGUCUCGCCGGACCGUACCAACUCGGGCCUUGCGGGCGGAGAGGGGGGUGAUGGGGAGUCUUCUUCUCUCAUAGCGCGUCUGUCAGCCACGGUUCCUCGACUGCAUUUGUUUUGUCCACAAAUCGUGAGGCCACUGCCCUUGCGGCUGUUCCGCGAAGAUGGACGACCAGACCCAGGAUGGCGUCGCCGUGCCAGACGCGACGGCGGUGGUGGUGGUGGAGGAGAAGGAGCAGGAUGGGGUGGUGGUCGAGGAGCAGGAGGAGGUGCCGUCCGAGGAGGUGCUGCGCCUACGGCGGGAGCUCGCCAGCGCUCGCGAGGUCGCGCGCAGCAGCGAGAUGAAAUGUCGUCAGCUGCAGGUGCUGCUAGAGGAGGAGCAGUUCCAGUCGGCGCAGAAGGCAGAGGGCUACCUGCGGCAGAUCCAGAGCCUGCAAGCCGAGCUGCGCGCCGUGGGCCAGGAGAUGGAGGAGCUCCGCGAGCACCGCGAGGGAGCCAUCUCCGCCGAGCGUGACGGGGCCGCCACCGUCGAGGACGAGAUGGCGGCGCUGAGCGCCACCGCCGAGCAGGUGUCGGCCGAGCAGGAGGCCGACAUCGCCGAGCUGCAGGAGGAGCUGGAGCGGGCUCGGAUGGAACUCGAGAGAGCGUGCGGCUCCACUCGCUCGGCACCACCGGGAGAUAGCGAGGAGACCCAAGUGGACGAGCAGGUCGCCCAGCUGAGAGAGUACUUUGAGCGCGCCGAGAGGGAGUGCCAGCGGCUGAAAGCGGAGUUCCAGAGAGCGCAGGACGAGAAGUCGGAGCUCAGGGGACAGCUCGCACAACUCAAGCUAGAUCUACUCAGCACGAAGGAGCGGAACACGCAGCUGUGCUCCGAGGUGGCGGAGCUGCGCGCCGACACGGAGCGCGUGGACAGCUCGGCCGGGCUCGGUGACGCCAGCGAGAGGGAGGGCGAGGGCGACGGCCCCGGCAUGGAGCUCAGCGACAGGGACGGGGCCUCGGGCACGGAGCUCCGCAACAGGCUGCGUGCCACGCGCGAUCGCGCCCAGUUCAUGCAGGAGGAGUACAGGGACAGCCGUGCGCGCGUUGUCGAGUGGCAGGAGCGCUGCCAGUGGAGCGAGAACGACCGCGAUUGGCUGGGCUCCGAGCUGCAGCGCUGCCACGAGCUGCUCACCUCGCUCGAGGGAGACGACGACUCCAGCCAGAAACCGUGGAUCAAACGUAUCCCCAUGCUGGCCAUAGUGAUCGCAGUUGCCAUGGCGACGGUGAUCCCAAGGAUCAACAAGUUGAUGUCGUGAACGCUGCAAUCAAAAGCUGGCCAUCGGGAUCCUCGCUCCAGGAUCUGGUGGCUCCAGCAUCCGGCCUUCGGUAUCGGCGACACACGGAAGUAUAGUCCCCGUGUCGGGAUUUUCUGCACGCUAGACAAUUGUCGCCUCUUUCUUCGUGUGUGCGUGUGAUGCUAACAAUGUGUUUGAGAAAUUAUAAGACGACUUAAUUGUGAAUGGUUGUGCGCAAUCGCUGGGUGAAGCGGAAUUAUCAAUCUUGUUCACGCGUUGGAACGUGGUGCGGCUCACGCGGGCAAGGGAGCGUUCCGAGAAUCACAGUGUUUUGUUGAUCCGAAUAACUUUUUUUUAAAUAUAUAAACUUCUCAAUGUCAGAGCUCGGCGAGGAGCAUAGCUCUGCUGGCUGCCGUACACGAAAACAGGAAGACACGCAGGCAGACGACACGCGGACCACGGGACAUAUAUGGACGGACACGCAAGACCACAGGCACACAGAUGAUGCGUCGGCUAAAGUGUCAGCUGUAUAGAUGCAGACGACAAAUGUAGAGACACGAUAGAUUGCUAUACAGACAGACACGCAGAGACAAGCAGACCACUGCAGUGACAGGUAAACAGUCACACAGAGCACUCACAGAUUAACAGUGACGAGUAACACACAGACCAGAGAGACACGCCGACGUCGUGACAGAUAGAUAGUAAUAGGCGCACAAUGAAAUACAGACAGUCGCACAGACCAUAGGCAUGCAGAUGAAAUGAUGGACGUGAAGACAGAU
Molecule: messenger RNA, 2419 nt
Organism: Petromyzon marinus (sea lamprey)
Lineage: Eukaryota; Metazoa; Chordata; Hyperoartia; Petromyzontiformes; Petromyzontidae
Product: sarcolemmal membrane-associated protein-like
Source: RefSeq, a predicted model, not a curated record